Molecule: messenger RNA, 486 nt
Organism: Rhizophagus irregularis DAOM 181602=DAOM 197198
Lineage: Eukaryota; Fungi; Glomeromycota; Glomeromycetes; Glomerales; Glomeraceae
Source: RefSeq, a predicted model, not a curated record
AUGACGCAGAUGCAGAAGCUCAACCUAGGAAGUGGCCUGGGCCAACAUGACGCAGAACCAGAAGCGUUGGAGGAACGUGACGCUGACGCAGAAACUUGGGUAGUGUUUGGAUCCGAAUCCGGUUUGACCUGGGUCAAUCCGGAUAAAGUGCAAUUAUCCGGCAAUUACCUGAGUAAUACCUGGGUAAUAUGUCAACAUAAAACGGAUACUCAUAGAUACUCGAGUAUACCCGAAUUGUAUCUGGGUAAACGGGUAACGGGUCGCAGCUCUACUUCGCAGACUUCAACUUUCGUCAUGAUAGUAAAUGCAAUGGAUCGAAAAUGUAAAAACAGAGAGAAAGAAACUUCUGAUCAACGUGAACUUCGUCAUGUCUACUGUAUGAAAUAUAAACAUAAGAAAGGACUACAGAAUAGCAUAAAAAUUAAAAUGAUUAGAGAUCAACCUCAUGAAAUUGGUUUCUAUUUUCCUGUGAUAACAAAAAAUUAA